This is a messenger RNA of Penicillium expansum, 864 nucleotides long. Its product is annotated as tetratricopeptide repeat protein. Gene Ontology annotation, molecular function: protein binding. The transcript is spliced from 3 exons. Bases 1 to 864 code for a protein of 287 amino acids. The record is from RefSeq and is a predicted model, not a curated record. Lineage: Eukaryota; Fungi; Ascomycota; Eurotiomycetes; Eurotiales; Aspergillaceae.
AUGGAGUCACGAGGGUAUAACGUGCACGGAUGUGUGGAGGCAAUGGGAGAUAUGAAAGUUGAGGAUAAAAUUGCGGGGAUUCAGCAUUCCUUUAGCUUGCUCUACGCUGACCAAGGCCGGCUCCAGGAAGCAGAGGCUAUGUACGAACGAGCACUAGAAGGCAAGGAGAAGGCAUGGGGACGAGAUCCUACCUCAACGCUGAAUACCGUCAAUAACCUCGGUAACCUCUACACCAAUCAAGGCCGGCUCCAGGAAGCAGAGGCCAUGUACGAACGAGCACUAGAAGGCAAGGAGAAGGCGUGGGGACGAGAUCAUACCUCAACGCUAGACACCGUUAAUAACCUCGGACUCCUCUACGCCAAUCAAGGCCGGCUUCAGGAAGCAGAGGCUAUGUACGAACGAGCACUAGAAGGCUACGAGAAGGCUCUAGGUGCAACCCAAAUGUCGACCUUCAUCCCUGCAUUGCACACGCUUGAGAAUUACGGCAUUCUAUGGGAGGAGCAAGGAAAUGUUGAAAAAUCUCUGUUGUAUUAUCAGCGGGCUCUGAAUGGUGCGGAGGCUGUUUGGGGGCUUAAUAGCGAAAGUCAUACCAACAUACGCAACAGGAUAAGCUCCUUACAGCGUCACCCAUGCGAGAUACCCAAGGGACAAGAUACCAUCACAUACAGACCAACAACACUAGAAAGAAAAUGGAGAAGGGUGAGAGCGAAGUUCUCUGUCUACGUGUCGAAGGUGACCUCUAGCACUCUCUUCUUUUGCACCAGCCACGUCACUUCCGUAGUGCCGGUGAAUCUGCGCUAUGAAGUCCUCGAGGUGACAUCCGUGGAUCUGCGGAAGACAAGCGAGAAAACGAUUCUGUCCUAA